This is a messenger RNA of Rattus norvegicus (Norway rat), 1981 nucleotides long. It is a transcript of the gene Diablo, whose product is annotated as diablo, IAP-binding mitochondrial protein. Bases 689 to 1402 code for a protein of 237 amino acids. Gene Ontology annotation, biological process: apoptotic process; intrinsic apoptotic signaling pathway; positive regulation of apoptotic process. NCBI's taxonomy places the organism in Eukaryota, Metazoa, Chordata, Mammalia, Rodentia, Muridae. The transcript is spliced from 7 exons. Gene Ontology annotation, cellular component: mitochondrion. The record is from RefSeq and is marked validated.
UUGGCCGCUAGACCACACCUAGUUGUUGAGUGCUCCUGCUGCCUGAAGACCUCUCAGCUCUACCCAGAUCGCUGGAGUGCGCACAAGUCUACUUUCACCAGACCAGAGAGAAGCUGUGGAAGCUGUGGCGGUGGAAGAGCCGUGGAAACUUUGCCAAGGCGAUGCCGACCUCGUCCACUAUCCACGUGCUGCAGUUGCUGCGGGAGCUGCUCGCCUUCGUGCUCCUCAGCUACACCGUGCUCAUCGGGGCGCUCCUGCUGGCCGGCUGGACCACCUACUUCUUGGUGCUGAAGUGACAGCGCUCGGGCCCGCGCUCGCCCCGCCCCGCCCCGCCCCGCCCCGACUCCGAGCUUCCCCUCCCGGAGGAGCGCAGUUCCUUUUCCAAGAGCGGCCCCCCCCGCCCCAAGCCCACUACACGCGUCACGGCUCGCGACCCGGCUCAGCACCCGUGCACUGGAGCCUGCGGCGGCCUGCGCCGAAACCGGAGCGGUUGAAAGCCAGGUGCGACCGUUAAAGCCGUUUCCUGGUGUUCUGGCCCCGCCCAUUCCUCCUGUCCAAUCGCAAUCGCGUCCUCCAGCGGGGGCGUGACCAUGAAGCCCCGGGCUCCUUGGGCCCCGCCUCGCUCGCGCUUCUGCUUGCUAUGCUGCGUCACUUCCGGCGCGUGCGUCCGGCGUCCGUCCGCCGCGGGAUGGCGGCUCUGAGGAGUUGGAUGACUCGGAGCGUAACCUUUCUGUUCAGGUACGGACAGCGUUUUCCUGUCUCUGCUAACUCUAAGAAACGCUGUUUCUCAGAAUUGAUAAGACCAUGGCACAAAACUAUGUUGACUGGAUUCGGUGUGACACUGUGCGCCGUUCCUAUUGCUCAGAAAUCAGAGCCUCAGUCUCUCAGCAACGAAGCACUGAUGAGGAGGGCUGUGUCUUUGGUAACGGACAGCACCUCUACCUUUCUGUCUCAAACCACGUACGCACUGAUCGAAGCCAUCACCGAGUAUACUAAGGCUGUCUACACGUUAGUGUCUCUGUACCGACAGUAUACAAGCUUGCUGGGGAAGAUGAAUUCCCAGGAGGAGGAUGAGGUGUGGCAGGUGAUCAUAGGAGCCAGAGUUGAGAUGACUUCAAAGCAGCAGGAGUACUUGAAGCUGGAGACCACGUGGAUGACAGCAGUCAGCCUUUCAGAGAUGGCUGCGGAGGCUGCCUAUCAGACUGGAGCAGAUCAGGCCUCUAUAACCGCCAGGAAUCACAUCCAGUUGGUGAAGUCGCAGGUGCAGGAGGUGCGCCAGCUCUCCCAGAAGGCGGAAACCAAGCUGGCAGAAGUGCAGACACAAGAGCUGCGCCAGAAAACACAGGAAGCGAGCGAUGAGGCAGCGGACCAGGAAGAGGAGGCCUACCUACGAGAAGAUUGAGGGCUCGAGCCCAGUGCCCUGUCCAUCCACUCUGUGGGGAAAGCAGGUGCAUGACAUCCACCCAGUGACGUCCCAACUGCAGAAGCUGACCGGUUCUGCCAUUGACAGUCAGACCAGAGCCUUUGCGAGCUGCGCCUGGCCCCUUCUCUCUGCUCGCAGCCUCUCUGGGCCUGGCUCUGCACUGUCCCUCACACAGCUUCUCUCUUGAUCUUUUACCUCACUCCCAAAGCACUUCACCAACCGGGGCCAAUGGAGGAGGGGCCUUUUCUGCCACACCCUUAAGUUCAAUAGCUGUUUAACUCCAGUUUUUACUGUUACUCAGAUGUUCAAGUAUGAAUUACUGCUUGCUCCUCCACAGGGAAGCUUGUCUGGUUUGUAACAUUUCUUUGUGUUUAUAAUGUCCUUUCUCCCUGUGAGCACAGCUCAGCUAAGGCGUUACUCAGUGUGAACAGUUCCCCUGGUGCUCCCCACAGCACCUUCUCCAACACGUGCUUCUUGUUCGUUCCUUUUUUGAAUUUCUCUGCUGUAUCCAAAGGAAGAGAAGUUUGGUGUUUGCAUUAAAAAAAAAAAAAAGUCUUC